AACUUUGUUAGAGAACUUCAAACUUUUCUCAUUCCCUCUUAAACUACCAAGGCUAGGGUUGGGAAAUAAGGCGACCAUGAAGCUUGUUCCCACCCUGGUGGUGAUACUUCUCACUGUCUUCACGGCAGUGUGCCAGUCAAACCAGAGUUGUGGAGAAGUUUUGAGAUUUCCUUCAACAAUGACCCAACAUGACUACGUACGACUUGAAACUACGCUGACAUCUUCCCUGACUGCAGUGACGGCUUGUGUCCGCAUGAGAACAGACGCCGGUCAUAGUGGAACAUUGUUCAGCUACGCCACCCAGCGAAAUCAUAAUGAACUUUACCUGUUUGGCGACAGGGGUCGGACAACAUUUGCUGCCAAUAUGCACAACUCUGGCACUGGCUUCUUCAACCUUCAUGUGUUGGAUGGCAUGUGGCAUUUGGUAUGCUUCACCGGGCGGAGUUCCAGUGGCGACUGGAAAAUGUACAAAGAUGGAUGUUUAGUAACUUCCGGUACUGCUUCGUCUAGAGGAGGGUCAGUUGAUCCAAGUGGAGUUUGGAUCCUUGGUCAAGAUCAGGAUACUCCGGGUGGAGCAUUCCAACUUAACCAAGCUUUCUCUGGGGAUAUCUCAAAUUUCAACGUCUGGGAUUAUGUCAUGACCGAAUCACAAAUAUUACAACAGUUCAUGAACGAUAGCAGUUACCAUGGAAACGUGAUAGACUGGGAAACGGUUGGGAAGUUGGUGUAUGGAGGAGUCCAGUUGUACCAGGUGGACUGUGAAACGUCACUGGGACAAGAUCCCUGCAACAUUACGGACGACGAAAUAUGCGACACCGCCUACAAUAACACGAUAGUGGACCCGAACAGAAGCACGGCGUUCGUCCCCGGCCCAAGCGACCUCUACAUAUGUGACAACAGACUGACAAAGGGAUGGUACAGGUUUGAGGCACACAGUCAGAGUGUGCGUAUUCCAGAAGUCUUCGUAGAGCCGUACCACUGUGGAACUCGGGUUCCUCUUUGGCUUGACGGUCCCCAUCCCAUUAACAGCCAGGUAGCAGACAGGGUCGUGUGUGCCAAUUACGGUGUUCCGGGUAACUACUGCAGCAACAGCAUUCCCAUUCUUGUCAAAAAAUGCGCUGACAAUGCGGGGGUUGACUUCUAUGCGUACUGCCUAUCACCCACACCUGGGUGUGACCAAGCGUACUGUGCUGGGAACCAAGAGCCAUGUCCUAAUGGCGAAGUCUGGGGAGACGCGUAUGGAAAAUGCGUCAAGGAUGUUCCAGAAAUUACCGAGAAUCCAGUCCUUCACCCACCCGUUAUUGACUUGACUACAUGGAAAGUCACGUUUACAUGCGAGGUCAAAUACGACAACGACACUGACGAUGGGGCGAGGUUUGAUGUCAAGUUCCUGUUUGACCACACCGAUGACAGGAAAGUGAACGAGGCAACUCCGACACCACUAGAUCCAACCAGAAAAACUGUAGAACUCGAUGCAAAAUAUUUGGGCACGUUUGACAACUUCGGCACUAUUGAAUGGGAGUCGAAAAUGGGAAAAACGGUGAGCAAAACGCAAGUUACACAAUAAAACACACGAA
Messenger RNA from Branchiostoma belcheri (Belcher's lancelet), 1577 nucleotides. RefSeq lists its product as uncharacterized. NCBI's taxonomy places the organism in Eukaryota, Metazoa, Chordata, Leptocardii, Amphioxiformes, Branchiostomatidae. The coding region runs from base 77 to 1567 and encodes 496 amino acids. The record is from RefSeq and is a predicted model, not a curated record. The transcript is spliced from 6 exons.